This is a messenger RNA of Lolium rigidum, 1989 nucleotides long. RefSeq names its product scarecrow-like protein 9. Lineage: Eukaryota; Viridiplantae; Streptophyta; Magnoliopsida; Poales; Poaceae. The transcript has a single exon. Gene Ontology annotation, molecular function: DNA-binding transcription factor activity; sequence-specific DNA binding. The record is from RefSeq and is a predicted model, not a curated record. Bases 1 to 1989 code for a protein of 662 amino acids. Gene Ontology annotation, biological process: regulation of DNA-templated transcription. Gene Ontology annotation, cellular component: nucleus.
AUGUCCUUGUGGAGUGCAGCACCAUCACCAGUUCAGUUCACCACCAUGGCAAUCACCCCGGAGCAGUUGCUGACCCUGGAGAGACUCGCGGAGUCCCCUCCGCCAUCCCCGUCCCUCUACCUUGAUAUCCCUCAACCGUCCCACAGCUUUAGCAUCGGCGACCCAGUGCUCCCAUACAUCACGCGCAUUCUCAUGGAGGAGGACAUAGACGACAGGUUCUUUUACCUGUACCCCAACCAUCCUGCCCUCCUCCAGGCGCAGCAGCCAUUCUCCCAAAUCCUAGAUGACGCCAAGGAUUUGCAAUCCGGCAAAGAGGGUGACACGGAGAGGAGGAGUUCUGAUGCAUCUUUGCGGGGUGUUCGUGGGGGGAGCCUGUUCUUGGCCGACAAGGGCAUCCAAGGUUGGGCCUUUGAUGGGGCUGAGAUGGACAAUAACGUUGAUCAGAGCAAGCUCCCCUCCAAUGAAGUCAUGCUUAACUUGGCAUUCUUGACGGGCAUGGAGGAGGCCAACAAGUUCUUGCCUAGAGACGACAAGCUACAGGCUGGUGCUUUCACCGAGGGCCAAGCAAGAGAGAUUGUUGGGCGAAGUGGUUGUGGUCGGGGGAGGAAGGGACGGGCUGAUGGGGACAAGGAAGAGGAAGUGGUGGGCAGGGCCAGCAAACUGAUGGUGCCGGAGCUGGAGGAGGAUGGUGCCAGCGAGUUGUUCGACAAAAUGAUGCUGGAAAGUUACAAGCUCCGAUUUGAUGCGAUGGAUGAGCUAGAAAUCACAAUGGGAAAUAUCACAGCUGAGAAAAGAAAUAAGAGGGCUGUGCGGGGAAAGCAGGGAAAGAGAGAGGCGGUGGACUUGCGCGGGCUGUUGCUAAGCUGCGCACAGGAGGUGUCCACCGGCAACCGCCAGGGUGCGGGCAAUCUGCUGAAACAGAUCAGGGCACAUGCGUCAGCGAAUGGUGAUGCCGCUCAGCGUCUGGCACAUUGUUUCGCCGAGGGGCUUGAGGCUCGACUGGCGGGCACGGGGAGCCAGGUGUACAAGUCUCUCAUGGCUAAGCACACCUCCACCAUGGAGUUCCUCAAAGGGUAUGAGCUGUACAUGGCUGCCUGCUCCUUCAGGAGGGUGGCGUUCACAUUUGCCAGCAUGACCAUCUUCGAUGCAGUGGAAGGGAAGAGGAGGUUGCACAUUGUGGACUAUGGCUUGCAUUAUGGGUGCCAGUGGCCUGGCUUGCUGUGUUGGCUGGCGAGUAGGGAAGGCGGACCACCAGAGGUGAGGAUCACUGGGGUUGACCUCCCCCAGCCUGGUUUCCGCCCAGCUAAGAGGAUUGAGGAGACAGGGCGGGCGCUCAAGAACUGUGCCCGUCAGUUCGGCUUGCCGUUCAAGUUCCAUGCCAUCACGGCCAAGUGGGAGACUAUCCGCGCGGUGGACCUCAACAUCGACCCUGAGGAGGUGCUUGUGGUGAAUGACUUGUUCAAUUUCAACACUUUGAUGGACGAGAGCCUUGUUAUCGACAGACCCAGUCCCAGGGAUGUGGUCCUAAGGAAUAUCCAGAAGAUGCGGCCAGAUUUGUUCAUCCAAGGUGUUGUGAAUGGUUCGAGCGGCCCAUUUUUCUUGGCACGGUUCCGAGAGGCGCUCUUCUUUUACUCAUCGGUGUUCGAUAUGCUUGAAGCCACCACACCGCCGGAGAGCUAUCAGCGUUUGGUGCUCGAGCGAGACAUGUUCGGGCAGUGUGCCUUGAAUACUGUUGCCUGUGAGGGUGCAGACCGAGUCGAGCGCCCUGAGACAUAUAAACAGUGGCAGCUGAGAAACCAACGGGCAGGCCUGAGGCAGCUGCCAUUAAAGCCAAUUAUCACUAAGGUGGCAACAGACAAGGUCAAGAGCCUGUAUCACAAGGACUUCGUUGUCGACGUGGACCAGGGGUGGUUGCUGCAGGGAUGGAAGGGGCGAAUCCUCUAUGCACACUCGGCAUGGGUAGUAGACGACACUAGCUCUGAUUAUUAG